Rhea pennata is the source of this 627-nucleotide messenger RNA. RefSeq names its product cystatin F (gene CST7). NCBI's taxonomy places the organism in Eukaryota, Metazoa, Chordata, Aves, Rheiformes, Rheidae. The record is from RefSeq and is a predicted model, not a curated record. Gene Ontology annotation, molecular function: cysteine-type endopeptidase inhibitor activity. The coding region runs from base 1 to 498 and encodes 165 amino acids. Gene Ontology annotation, biological process: negative regulation of microglial cell activation; immune response; positive regulation of myelination. The transcript is spliced from 4 exons. Gene Ontology annotation, cellular component: late endosome; Golgi apparatus; lysosome.
AUGCACUGCCUGAGGAAGGCCCUCAGCACUAGCCUCUUCGAGUCUCUGCAACUCUUUAAUCCCACUUUUGCUGCAGUGGGGGAGGAAUAUCCUCUAGAGAAUAGUCUCAGGACCUACCAGGGGAUUCUGGCUGUGUACGUACCACCACCUCAUUCAACCACGAAACCUGGCUUCCCUGUCCCCAUGAACACUAACAAUCCUGGCGUUCGCAAGGCGGCUCGCUUUGGCGUUUACCGAUACAACAACAGUUCCAAUGACCUCUUUCUGUUUAAAGAAUUGCAAAUAAACAAAGCCAUGGUGCAGAUUGUCAGAGGACUGAAGUACAUGCUACAGGUGGAAAUUGGACGUACGGUGUGUGAGAAGAGGCAGCACUCCAACCUGGACAGCUGCAAAUUCCAGAAGAAGAAAAAGUUGCAGCAAGUGCUGUGGUGCUAUUUUGAGGUCUGGAUGAUGCCUUGGUUACAUAAAACACAGGUUUCUAUUGCUCUUUGUCACUGAUUCACCUUUCACCUGCAAGAAUGUGACUCACAGGGAGAAUUUUUACAGAGAGCUUUUCCUUGCUUGGGUUGCUGAGGUCAAAACUGAGCUAGAGAACAGCUGUACAGAAUUGCCACCAAGCUUUUGUUU